Messenger RNA from Cicer arietinum (chickpea), 1523 nucleotides. Its product is annotated as protein ALP1-like. NCBI's taxonomy places the organism in Eukaryota, Viridiplantae, Streptophyta, Magnoliopsida, Fabales, Fabaceae. The record is from RefSeq and is a predicted model, not a curated record.
AACAGGGUGUAACCAGCCAACAAGGGGUGUGUGAGUAGCAAAAGUGAAAAUAAAUUUGCAGACGCUGCCGCUUUGGUCUUGUAUCAGAAACAAGUUAUAGUCACACGGAACACAACUCGCCGGAAAUCAUUGCCGGAGUUUUCGUCGUCCGCCGGAAACCGUUAGAAAGUUCAGUUCCAAUUCCUCAAUGAAGUGUUCCGAUGAAGAAAACGAAGGAGUCAAUAAUAAUCACACACCUAAAGAACUUCCUCGUUUAUCAUCUAACGGUGCAAAAUUUGUUGAUGAAGUACUUAACGGUGCAAAUCAACGUUGUUUAGAUAAUUUCCGAAUGGAUAAACAAGUAUUCUACAAUUUAUGUGAUAUUCUAGAGACCAAGGGUUUAUUACGUGACACAAAUAGAAUCAAAAUUGAAGAGCAAUUAGCUAUGUUUAUGUUCAUUAUUGGACAUAAUUUACGGAUUAGGUCUGUUCAAGAAUUGUUUCAUUACUCUGGCGAAACUAUUAGUCGUCAUUUUAACAAUGUUUUGAAUGCAAUUAUGUCGAUUUCGAAGGAUUAUUUUCAGCCUCCUAGCUCCGAUGUUCCGAUGGAAAUCUCUCAAGAUCCUAGGUUUUAUCCAUAUUUUAAAGAUUGUGUGGGAGCAAUUGAUGGUAUAUACGUACCUGUGACAGUUGGUGUAGAUGAGCAAGGACCUUUCCGCAAUAAGAAAGGGUUACUUUCACAAAAGGUUCUGGCAGCAUGCUCAUUUGACCUCAAGUUUUGUUAUGUUUUAGCUGGCUGGGAAGGAUCUGCUACAGAUUUACAAGUUUUUAAUUCAGCAAUCACUAGAAGGAAUAGAUUGCAGGUCCCUGAAGGUAAAUACUACCUGGUAGACAACAAGUAUCCAAAUGUGCCAGGUUUCAUUGCUCCAUAUCCCCAUACUCCCUAUCACUCCAAGGAAUUUCCCAGUGGUUACCACCCACAUCAUGCAUGUGAACUGUUUAAUCAACGGCACUCAUUAUUACGAAAUGUUACCAGUCGAACUUUUGGGGCUUUAAAGGAACGAUUUCCUAUAUUGACGGCUUCUCCUUCAUACCCAUUACAGACACAAGUAAAGUUAGUGGUGGCAGCUUGUGCGUUACACAAUUACAUUCGCGGGGAGAAACCAGAUGACUGGAUUUUUAAGACGUACGAAAAGGAUGCAUCAUUUACAAUGGAAGAAUCAGUACCCCCAUUAGAGGUGGAAGUACAACCAAAGUCGGAUUUUGAGACCCAGUCACAGUGUCUUAGUUUUAAUGCUGAAGAAAUUACAGUUGCUUCACAAUUAAGGGACUCUGUUACAACUGAAAUGUGGAAUGAAUUUAUCCAUAAUUUUCCCCCCGUGUAAAAUUUCUUUAAUUUAAGUUUAUGUUCUCAGGUUAGGUUCUAUAGGAGGCUGUUGAUUUAUAAUCUGAUGGUGUACAUUGGCAUUUUGUUCAUAAAACAGAAGCAUGCUUAUUGAUCACAUUUCAUCAUAUAAACUUAGGCCUUUAACUUUUAUUUGGUAA